Messenger RNA from Homarus americanus (American lobster), 4667 nucleotides. RefSeq names its product RNA polymerase II elongation factor ELL-like. Bases 1 to 1731 code for a protein of 576 amino acids. The record is from RefSeq and is a predicted model, not a curated record. Gene Ontology annotation, biological process: positive regulation of transcription elongation by RNA polymerase II; snRNA transcription by RNA polymerase II; transcription elongation by RNA polymerase II. Gene Ontology annotation, molecular function: cis-regulatory region sequence-specific DNA binding. Lineage: Eukaryota; Metazoa; Arthropoda; Malacostraca; Decapoda; Nephropidae. The transcript is spliced from 9 exons. Gene Ontology annotation, cellular component: transcription elongation factor complex.
AUGUGUUUUCUUUAUUUACAGAAUAUUGCUGCAAGUCCAAAGAUUUCCUUCCGAGGAAAUGAAGGGGAGAUUCAAAUCCCAGGCCGCAACAAUGGAAGCUCCAAGUUCUCCUUCUCGCUGCAAAGUAUCCAGGAUCCCGAUGGGCCGCAGGGCAGCUUCGAGUUCAUCAAGCAGUUUGGCACUAGAGCAUUGGAAUCUCUUGGACCAAUGGUAGGCAAAGUAUGGAUCCAGGCUAAGGAUGAUUCAUAUGAGAAGACCAGACAAAGCAUGGAGAACGCUAAGAUAAAGAACCAAAUGAAUUGUGUUAAAGAGGUGAAGACUAAUUCCGGCAACCCCUUUGUGCGACAAAGAACCUCCCUUGUCAAGAAAUCAACUUUGGUAGUUCCACCACCAAAGAAAGAUGUGACUGCUGAAUUGCAGUCCAAUAACAGAUACAACCAGAAUACAUCCAACUCACCCAACCGAAUACACUCUGGUGGAACAACAGGGAGCAAUCCUCAAGCUGGUAAACCUCCGCCUCCUCCGCCACCCACCAAUGUUCCUGCCAGGAAAAGUAAUCCUGAGUUAGUUAGAAGACCUCUGAGAGAAAGAAUCAUCCAACUCCUGGCUGUGAAGAAUUAUAGGAAACCAGAAAUAAUAAGAAGAUUAUACAUUGAUGGGGUUAAGGAAAAAGACAAGCGGCAGAUGACAAGUGUUCUAAACAGUGUCUCACUAAUCAAAGAGAACAUCCAUCACCUUGCACGGGGUCUUUGGAAUGAAGUGCGAGAGGAUUGGCCCUUCUACACGGAAAAUGAGAAGGAAGUUGUUAAAAAAAUUAAACCCCAGGGUCUAACUCCUCCUAGCAGUUACAAUGGUCAGUCUCCAACAUCUACACUCCCUUUGUCCCCAUCUCCUAGCUCACAAGGUGUCAAACGCCCUCAUGAGGAAACAUGUGAUCCUACAGUCAAAAGGGCUCGGGGUUCACGUUGGACCGGUACAAAAUCCAGUAAAAGAGAUAAUUCUCGGUCUGAAUCAAGAGACAACAAGAAGCCAGAACCUAUAGAUACCCAGCCUAAUAUUAAGCCAAAUUCUUCUUCACUAAAUUCUUGCUCAAAUAGCAAACAGGUGAGCAAUGGACGACACCACCAUCGGGAUGAACGACCUCAGAUAAAUGGCACCACAAGUCCAAAUAGGAAGCCUCCUUCCACGUCACCCAUGAGUCAAGAUUCACCACGGCAUCGCCUUAAUGGCAUACACUCUCACCACACCUCAGGAAACCAUUCGCCCAUCAAUGGCAUGUCAAAUGGCCUAACUAAUGGUCAUGCCAACCCCCACCACAGGACGAAUGGUCAUAGCAGAUUGGAACCUUCAACCCCGAACUCAUCCCCAGAUAGUCACCACGGGGAGGAGGACUCGGAUGAGGAUUACCAAACGAGCUACACGGCAAUAGUGUCUGUUGAACAACGGAGUCGAUAUAAAGCAGACUUUAAUAGACAGUAUCAGGAAUACCUACUAUUGCACCGUUUCAUAGAAGAACGGACACGACCAUUCAGUAACCUAGAUGAACGCCUCAAGAAUGAAGCUCAUGGUUCUGAUGAAUAUAAUACAAUACGUGCCCAAAUCCUUAGAGAGUAUGAAGCCACUCAACAGGACCAGGAAUUCCAGCAGAAGAAGAAGCGGUACAGUUACCUACAUGAAAAGUUAGCCCACAUCAAGAAUUUGGUGCGAGAGUAUGAUGCUACGCACUCCUAGCACCGGUUAUCCACCCUCGCACCGCCACUCCGGCACCCAGCCCGCCAGCCCCACAAAGUCCCAAAGGGGGGGAAGGAUCUGUAGUGGUUACCAAACUGUGCCUCAGCCUUUUAAUGUGGUAUCAACUAUGGAAAAAAGAAAAGGAAAUAUUUAUCCUAAUAGUUGGGUGAAAGGACUUUUGUGAAUUUAAAAGUCCGAAAGAAGAGGAAGAUGGUGUUGGAAAUUUGUCCUGAUGAAAGGAUGAAUUUUUCAGUUUAAUGUCAAUAAAAAUAUGGCAUACGUGAAUAUUUCAAUUUGAUCCACAGAAAAUGAGAUUCCUCUUUGUCAUUAUUUCAAAAUAUUAUUCCCCCACUUCUGUAAAGAAAAUGGGUUGGGUGCAGUAAAGCAGACGGCUGUGGCUGGUUCUUAAGCGGUGUGUGUGGUGUGUGUUUGCGUGCGCAGUGGUGUGCCAAGAGACGAGGAUGACACCCGCCUGUACCUUGGUGUGUUCUCAAGUGCUUUCCCCCGUACUUCCAGCUGUGUUCUCCCUAAUCUGUGCUUUGCCCUAGUUGAGUCCCACACAUGACAAAAAAUUGGUGGUAUUGUGGGUGUAAGCGGUGGUAGUCCUCCUGACCACAUCCAGACAAUAAACUAUAAAGGAGGGGCAACAGACCCAACCAGUAUCAUUUGUACUGGUCCUAGUUAUCAAGAGAAGAAUCAACAGGAAAAGAUUCUUACAACCUUACACUAAUGCCAGACCUGCCAAUUGUUGUAUAAAGUGAACAGUGGAUUAUGUUAAAUAUAUUGUAUAAAGUAUAAAGGUAUUCUAUUUUACUAGAGUACUCCAUCAACCAUGGACAAGGGUAUUAAGCCCCUAGUUCCAUAGACUUAGUAUGAAUGUAUAUUUUAUAUCAUUCCAUGAGGAGAUCAGGCCCUAAAUGUGUGGAUAGUGCUUCAAUAUGAUUGGUUUUGGAAUAUGCCAGGUUAGAAGUGUCAUUAUAUGUCACAUAAGAGUUGAUAUACUUGUGAUACCAUGCAGUACUGUUUUAGUGCUGACUUGGAUACCUCUAGGUGUUGUUAGAAAGUAGUAAGUGAUCUAUAUUGUGCUUGUCAGGGCAAGUGGUGUUUGUUAUCUCAUAAAUGGCAGAGAGUCAAGUUGACUUAAGCCCUUCGCUCAAUGGGCCCGGCCUUGUGUCCAUAGCUUGGUUAAGCCCACUAGACCAAUCCCUAAGCCCAUUUGCCCAAUUCCUUUACCCACUUGCCCCUGUAAUGGAGGAGAGAAGGGAAAUUCAGUACCCGAAUUGCCUAUCCACACUUCUAACCUAAAGUUUGGAAGUGAUAAUUUGACAGGCAUGAGACUAGACUUUUUGACUGUGACUGUGUGACUGGAUGAUCCAAGGAACUUGUGAUUGCAACCAAAAAGACAGUGAUUACUUUCAUAAUUAGUAGUUGAAUAGGGGUAGUGUAAGCUCUGUGCCACUAAAAUAAUCAUACUAAAUAACGGAAGCCUCUAGUGGUGUCUGAACAAGUUAUUUUUUGUACAUGAAUUUAAGAAUAUUGGUAAUUUUGGAGGACGUCUAUCAUAUUCAUUCAAAUAAUUGAAAUUUAUAUGUAUUUUGCUAAAAUAAUUAUAUAUAUAACUAUUCUUUUUCACUGCAACAGAUUGUCGCUAUUAAAUGUUUUUAAUUCAGAUAAUAGGCAAAUGUUUUAAUACAUACAAUACUGUAAAAGACUUACAUUGAGUCACACUCUUGACUCCCAGCUCAUAAGACACAGGUUCGAGCAUGCGGCCAGGCUAGGUUGUUGAUCCCUAUUUAGUGGUGGUGUAUGUAGAGGUGGUCAUUCUUUCAUGUCGAGGUCCCACACAACCAAACCUUUUCACCAUUGAGGUGACACCAUACAAGAGGUGGGAUACAAAGUAAAAUACUGUAUAUCAGCUUUUUUAGAAUUUUCAUCACUGCAUGAAUAUCUGUUGACAAAGCUUCUCAAUCAACUCGUAGGUUCAUUUAUGUGCAUACAAUAUUAUUGGGACAAAUAUUGUUAAUUUGGAAUUAAAUGGUAACUUUAUCAUAAUAACUAAAUGAGAAAUAUUUUUUAUACUGCUUCAGAAUUAUUAUCUAGAGUUUUGCAUUUCAGAGUUCAUGGUUUCACAUUCAUUAAAAUAUUUUCUCUAGUAUGUAAAGUUAAUAUGCCUUGUUUGCAUCAUAUUGUUUCCAGCAAAUAUCUCAAUAUAUAUUGAAUUUACUAGAGAACCAAUACAAUAUAGCUUUAGACGAUAAUUUGUCUUAGAAGCAACCGGUGCCUGUGAAGGUUUGUUAGCCACCUUGAGCUUGUCUCUUUAAUGAGUCUGUGAUUUUUUCCUAUGGUUGUGACCAUAGCCUGAUCAUACUGUUGUGGUCCACUGAGAAGUUUUAGACCUAUGUCAUGAUUAUGAUGGCCUUUGUGGAUGCAGGUGUAUGUUUUGACUGCAUAAUUUACAAAGGAAAAUAAUGACACUACAAUAUGUCCACUAAUGGCUUCAGUAUUGCAGUUCCUACCAAUAUUUUUUAUUUUGCGCCAGUCAUGCAAAGUAAGUUUUGAGGUUCGUGCAUUUACACCAUAAAUAUCUUAUGCUCAAUCUGUGAAUGAUGAAUCAACUUACAUUUGAAAGUUGUGUGUUUCUUGUGCUCUUGAUAGACUCAAAGCCAGAUUGUGUAGUUGGUGAUUUAUACUUAGUUCAUGGUUCAUGUGAUACGUAUUUUUGUAUAUGAUAUAUCACCAUUGAUCUAUACCUAAUACAACACUUACCCCACAUGAUGCUUGAUGCCUUCUACGCAUUCUUCACAAGAUUUUUAGCUCAAAAUCUAUGCACAUUUUGAAUAUUAGAAAUCAAACUGCAUCAUCCUUUGCAUUUGGUGAAAAUACUCUGCAUGUUAUAUUGCUUCCACAUUUUGUGAAAUAAAAUCAGUAUGAAGUCU